This is a messenger RNA of Liolophura sinensis, 1600 nucleotides long. RefSeq names its product piggyBac transposable element-derived protein 3-like. The record is from RefSeq and is a predicted model, not a curated record. The transcript is spliced from 2 exons. The coding region runs from base 173 to 1600 and encodes 475 amino acids. Lineage: Eukaryota; Metazoa; Mollusca; Polyplacophora; Chitonida; Chitonidae.
CUUUAGUGCCUGUUGGUCACAAAAGUUACCAUUUUCCAACUAGCCCUACAGCAUUUGGUUGGAUAGCCUGGAUACAGGUUAACAUAUUGAUUUGUAAUUGCCUGAUGGCCACAUGUGUGAGCAAAAAUAAUUCAUCCUAGAUCCACAAGAGGUCACCACCGAUCCUUUCAAGAUGGCAGCCUCCAUAACCCAGGGUGUGCGAUCAUUUUACGGGCGCCAGUAUCGGCCGAGAUAUAUUCAAGUUGACAUUCCUGAUGACAGUGAGGAUGACUUAAGCAGUGAUGAGGACUUCAACAUGGAUAAUUUAGACACCGACUUCCAUCCAAAUGAUGAUGAGGGCAGUUCUGGAUCUGAAGAUAGCACGGAGGAUGAAACCAUCACUGACGACCAGUCACUACCUUCCCACCCUCAAACACAGAAAUCUUCCAGAACAAACACUAUCAAAUGGAACAAAAGUGCUAAACUAACCCAACGCCCUGAAGCUGACUUUCCUGAAAGGCGACUCACUCUAAAUCAAGAUUUUCUUGAAACACAGAGCCUUUCAAAUAACAGUUCUCCCAUCAGCUUCUUUCGAGCAUUUAUGGAUGAAAAUUAUAUCAAGGAAGUGGCAUUUCAAACCAACCUUUAUUCAACACAGAGCUCUCAAGCUUCAGGUUCCAGGGCUCCACCUGCAGUCACGGUGGAAGAAAUAAAUAAAGCAUUGGGGAUCUUGCUCUACAUGGGGGUUGUAAAAAUGCCAAACAGAAGGAUGUACUGGUGUCCCAGCACUAAAGUCCCACUUAUUUCAGAAAGUAUGUCACGAAAUCGAUUUGAACGCAUCAUGAGUUGCCUGCAUUUCAACGACAAUUCCAGCAACGAUGGAACACAAAAAUUGUUCAAAAUACAACCUUUCCUUGAUCAUGUACAGCAGAGAUUCAAAGGUGUUGUAGUGCCCGAAACCUACCAAUGUAUAGAUGAGAUGAUGGUUGCUUUCAAAGGUCGACAUUCAUUGAAGCAAUAUAUGCCAAAAAAGCCUUCCAAAUGGGGAUACAAGUUGUGGGCAAGGGCAGGCGUUUCUGGGUAUGUGUAUGACUUUGAGGUUUGUGGCGGUGGUCCCAAAGGCCCACCCUCUGAAGCCGAAGUACCAAAAGUACUGGGGGAAAGUGAAUGUGUUGUUUUGCGACUCAUCCAGCCACUGGCUCCAAAACAACACAAGAUCUUUUUUGACAACUACUUUUCCAGUCCUGAACUUCUCGUCUACCUCAAGGAACAGGGUCACUUUGCAGUUUGCACCAUAAGGCAAAAUCGUCUGAGGCAUUGUCCAGUAAUGAGUGAGAAGGACAUCAAAAAGGCCGGUAGGGGUUCCAUGGAUCAAUGCGUCGAUAAGGAUAACAAUGUUGUUGUAUGUGCCUGGCAAGACAGUAGACGGGUCCUUACUGCGUCAAAUUAUGUGGGUGUGGAUCCAGUUGACGAAUGUAAACGCUAUGACAGAAAGCUGAAACAGGAGAUUACAAUCCCUCGUCCUGCAAUAGUGUCCAUAUACAACAAGUUCAUGGGCGGAGUGGAUAAGGCUGACAUGAUGAUUAGUCUCUACAAAACCAAAUUCCGAUGCAGAAAAUAG